AUGGGCAUGAAAUUGAAUACCACAGCAAUUGCUCUGGUGCUAUUGUUAGCAUCUGCUGCAGAAGUGUCUGAGGGCGCAUCGUUUGAUGUGACAAAACAUGGUGCCAAGGCUGAUGGGUCCGAUAUCAGCCAGGCCUUACUCGCAGCUUGGAAGGAAGCAUGUGCAUCACCUACUCCAAGUUCUGUUCUGGUUCCGGCAGGAACAUAUGGACUAGGCCAAAUAUGCUUUGAAGGCCCCUGCAAGGCUCCAAUUAAUCUCAUUGUUGAAGGCACUUUGAAGGCCCCCGUCGAUACCAAAAAUUUCAAGGCUGAUGCUGGUUGGGUUGCUUUCCAAAAUAUCGACCAUUUCACAUUGUCCGGUAAGGGAGUUUUUGAUGGCCAAGGACCAGCUGUGUGGGGCAAAAAAUGUGCCAGAUCUUCGUAUUGCGGGGCCCUUCCCAUUAAUCUGAAGUUCAACUUCCUCACCAAUAGUAUGGUCCGGGACGUAACCACAAAGGACAGCAAACAGUUUCACGUGAACGUACUGGGGUGCAAGAAUUUAAGUUUCUACCAUUUCACCGUCAGUGCACCAGAAGAAAGCCUGAACACAGAUGGAAUCCACAUUGGACGUUCAUCAGGAAUCAACAUUACUAAUACAAACAUAAAAACAGGAGACGACUGCAUCUCCAUCGGUGACGGCAGCGAACAAAUAACCAUCGACCAAGUGACCUGCGGACCGGGCCACGGCAUCAGCGUCGGAAGUCUAGGAAAGUAUGCGAACGAAGCACCGGUUGUUGGCAUUAAGGUAACGGGCAGCACCCUAACCAACACUCAGAACGGCAUAAGAGUGAAAACAUGGCCUGCUUCCCCAGCCGGCAUUGCCUCCAAUAUGCAUUUUGAGGAUAUCAUCAUGAAUAAUGUCGGUAAUCCUAUACUCAUAGAUCAAGAGUACUGCCCAUAUAGCCAAUGCAAACAACAGAUACCCUCACGCGUUAAGAUCAGCGAUGUCACCUUCAAAAACAUCCGAGGGACAUCCUCAACUGAGCUUGCUGUCAAGCUCGUCUGCAGCUCAGGAGUACCAUGCCAAAACGUCCAGCUUACUGACAUUAACUUGAAAUUCAAUGGAGGCGCUCCCACAUCCAUCUGUAAGAACGUCAAGCCGAUUCUAGGGGGCGUGCAGCAGCCCAGGAGUUGUUCAGCAUAAAUCUACUUCGAUCAGAUUCUGACCAAAUCCAAUAAAGGCUGUAGAUCAGCUACUAUAUUUAUAUUGCGCCCAUUUCAUGCCUAUGCGCAUGCUUGUUGAUUGGCGAGUAGCAGUUUUGCGGUUGUCAAAGUACAACACAAUGUAGACAAAUUAAUUAAUGAAAUACCAGUUUAUAUAUUACUGAUA
Messenger RNA from Vitis vinifera (wine grape), 1368 nucleotides. Its product is annotated as exopolygalacturonase. NCBI's taxonomy places the organism in Eukaryota, Viridiplantae, Streptophyta, Magnoliopsida, Vitales, Vitaceae. The coding region runs from base 1 to 1182 and encodes 393 amino acids. Gene Ontology annotation, molecular function: polygalacturonase activity. Gene Ontology annotation, biological process: carbohydrate metabolic process. The transcript is spliced from 4 exons. The record is from RefSeq and is a predicted model, not a curated record.